This is a messenger RNA of Saccharomyces paradoxus, 1260 nucleotides long. RefSeq names its product Pul3p (gene PUL3). Gene Ontology annotation, biological process: transmembrane transport. The record is from RefSeq and is a predicted model, not a curated record. Gene Ontology annotation, molecular function: transmembrane transporter activity. Bases 1 to 1260 code for a protein of 419 amino acids. The transcript has a single exon. Lineage: Eukaryota; Fungi; Ascomycota; Saccharomycetes; Saccharomycetales; Saccharomycetaceae. Gene Ontology annotation, cellular component: lysosomal membrane.
AUGAUAAAGAACGGAGAAACCGACCCGGACAAAUUCUUGUUCAGAAUUCAAGCCAUUUCUGCAGCAGUUCAAGUUUUUGUUUCAUUCAUUAUUGGAGAUAUUGCUGCAUUUUUUGGGUCCAUCAAAUGGGUAAUAGUUGGACUUUACUUUUUAUCGUUUGUGGGUAAUUUUUUGUAUUCAUGCGGCGGUGCAGUGUCGCUAAACACUUUGCUCGGUGGGCGUAUUAUCUGCGGUGCAGCAUCUGCUUCUGGUGCUAUAGUGUUCAGUUACAUCACAUCAAUCGCACGAGACAGAGGUAUCGUUUUCAAGCUUCUAUCAAUUUAUCGAACAGCGGCCGGUAUCUUCAUGGCGUUAGCGCAAUUAAUUGUCAUAUUUUUUGGAUAUUGCGAUUUCAAAAUUAAAGGAUACCGAAUUGCCUCUUACAACGCACCGACAUUUGCCUCUAGUUUCAUAAUUCUUGCAGUAUGCGUUCUAUUAACCAUCGUUUUGGAAAAUCCUAAGGUAAAAGUUUCAAAUUCGGAAAAUAACAGCCUUUUCAGUGCUCUGAGGCAAUUCUUUAGCGUUAAAAGAGAAAAACUUAUCUCCUGCUUGAUUCUACUAUGGAGCAUGUUCCUAUCAUCAUUUAUUAUGAGUGAAGUAGUUUACUUUAUGCCAGUAUUCCUAACGCUCCAUGUUAACUGGGACACCAAGUUUCAAGGCAUAGCGUUUAUGGCCGCAUCUAUACUUGGUGUCGCUGGAAGCUAUUUCGCUCCAAAGUUGAUAAACAUCGGAUGCCCCUGCGACAGGGCCAAAGAGGACGGUUUAGACGAGUCAGAGACGACUGGAAGUGAGACCGCUGAGGAAAAGAAAAAAGAUUCCUUGUACAGCGGUCAAGUCUUUCUGUCCGUCUCUGCAUUAUUUGUUUCAUUACUGGGACAAGCUUUUAUGAUUGGAGCAUCCGAAGCCUUGAAGCAUAAAUCAAUUCCAUCCACAAACUGUGGUAUAUUUUUUUCAGCUGGAAUGUCGAUUACAUUGCUAGGUUAUAACUUUUUGUCCUCGAGCAUUCCAGCCCUUUUUUCCAUGUACAUCGACCCGAAACUCAAGGUCCAUUUAAUGCCUUCAAUUGGAGCCAUCUCCGGGAUUGGUAAACUGGUGGCACCAAUUGUGUUGGCCGCUCUUUAUGAUACAAGAUUGGGGCUUUCAAUUGCGGUUGGAUUUGGUAUGAUUUUGGUAGCUUUCUCAAUUCCACCACUAAUUUGGCUCAAGAAAAAAAGGUGUUAA